GGGCAGAGGCGAGAAGUGUUGUCAGGAAUUCUCCGAAGCCUUCUGUUGAAAGUUAUCAUCUGCUGCUCCGUCGCGCUGAAAUGGUAGACUCUUCCGAGGAAGUUCUUGGUGUGCUUCAGGACAUGGACGAUGCUGGUGUCAAGGCAACUCCUAUAACGCACAGGUUGGCCAUCUCAAGUAUGCUGAAACGUGAUGAUACCGUUGCAGCGAUCGAGUUGGCACAAGUCAUGGAGCAAAGCGAAGGACGACUAGAUGCAAUGAUCAUGGUUAACCUCCUUAAAUCAGUUUGCCGAAAGGGCCAACAUGAUGCUGCCCUCAAGUUUCUGCGAGACUCGCUCAAGUCGUCCGAAGUGGAUGUGACUCUCAAUGAUAGUUACCUGCGCAUCUACCAUGCUCUUAUUGAAGGUAUGAUGGACAUUGGCCGUGUACGAGAUGCUGAAAACCUUAUGGAGGAGAUGUGUGCGGUCUGUCAACCAAUCAUCAAGACGUGGCAACUCAUGAUCGAGGGCUAUAUCAAGGCGAAUCGGCUGGCUGACGCUGCAAAGGCAUUCUCAGUCAUUGUUGAGCAGCCCUUACUGCGGAAACGCUCGGAAUCGGGCGAUAGACGUAUCGACAAUAUCAUUGCUUCACUCGUUCAUGCUUUCCUACAAAAGGACAUGUAUCACGAGGCAGAACGGCUGGUUAGCCAGUGUGUGGAGCACGGCGACUGGCGGGGGACGAAUACAAAAAUUUGGCGGCACUUCAUUGAGUACUUGUGCUCACCAGCUGUAGGCCGGACCGAGGAUGCAUGGGACUUGUUUCGAUUCCAAGUGGGCAAGAUCCCCUCGGCUCAACAGCAUUUCCUUUACAAGGACAUGCUGGAAUUCGGCUGUCUCAACUUGAGUGAUACUCAGGCUGCAUCAACAUUGCUGGCGGAGAUCAAGGAGAAGUCGAUUGUAUUUGAGCAAUACGAGUCGGCCUGGUUCAUGCACCUGGCUAUGCAACAUGGUGAUAGGCUCCUUGCUGAGGAGAUUUUGGAGAGUAUCGAAAAGCAACUCAAGGAAAGGGGUGAACGGAAGGGUCCGAGGCUGAUUGGAACUAUUGAACGGUGGUCCCUGUAGCCGGCUGGCACGGUUGCGAACCAGCCAAGUGGAGCAUGAGCAUCAAUUUCCUGAGUCGAGUCUCUGGACUUUUGAGUCUUGACUCUUGGAUGCUGCUUUCGAGAGGAUUUAAGCAUACUGCAUACACCUAGCAUCCGGCAAUUGCUGUACAAUACAGUGUCAGUACUGUUAGAGGAAAGGAACCUGGUGAGCAUUAAUUUUCUAUCACACUGAGACGGAGUUGAUCUGCAGACCUUCUUAGUUGAGUCAUUUGGCAAACCAUCAGGCUGUAUUAUCAAGGUGAAAAAUAGUGAAAUGUCACUCGGGCUGUGCACAUUGGCUCUAGCACGGAUGAGGCGAAGCUUCCUGCAAGUUCCUGUAGCUGCGCCGUCGCGGCGUUCAGAUGCCACCAGCGAUGUCUCACGACUUUUGCCGGUGUCAUCUUAUCGCACACACUUCCUGCUUUGUGUAUGUCGUUGUACGACAGCUCUCAGCUGCUCUGCUCAAUAUG
Messenger RNA from Protomyces lactucae-debilis, 1590 nucleotides. RefSeq lists its product as uncharacterized. Lineage: Eukaryota; Fungi; Ascomycota; Taphrinomycetes; Taphrinales; Protomycetaceae. Gene Ontology annotation, molecular function: protein binding. The record is from RefSeq and is a predicted model, not a curated record. Bases 81 to 1100 code for a protein of 339 amino acids. The transcript has a single exon.